Molecule: messenger RNA, 1113 nt
Organism: Miscanthus lutarioriparius
Lineage: Eukaryota; Viridiplantae; Streptophyta; Magnoliopsida; Poales; Poaceae
Source: the annotation of a GenBank genome assembly
AUGGAGGCCCUGCAGGUGGGGAGGUACUGGGGUGUCGGGGGACGGCGGUGCGGGGCGUGCGGCGGCUCGCCGGCGGCGGUGCACUGCCGGACGUGCCCGGGCGGCGGAGCGUACCUGUGCACGGGGUGCGACGCGGGCCACGCGCGGGCGGGGCACGACAGGGUGUGGGUCUGCGAGGUGUGCGAGCGCGCGCCGGCCGCGGUCACGUGCCGCGCCGACGCGGCCGCGCUCUGCGCCGCGUGUGACGCCGACAUCCACGACGCCAACCCGCUGGCGCGCCGCCACGAGCGCGUGCCCGUGCAGCCCAUCGGCGCGGCCGCUCCCGCCGCGGAGGCGCUGCUGUUCGGCGCCGCCGCCGAAGAGAAGGACGACGACGACGCCGCCACGGCGGCCAAGGUCGUCGUCGACGCCGGUAAGCUGGACUUCCUGUUCGCGGACGUCAUGGACCCGUUCUUCGGCCAAGACUUCGCUGGUGGCAGGUUCCCGCACGCCGACAGCGUUGUGCCUAACAACGGAUCCGGCGUCGGCGCUGUGGACCUUGACUUUGGGGGUGGCGUCGCCGCCGCAGCCGUCGCUGCCAAGCCGUCCUACAGCUCCUACACCGCGGCGUCGCUCGGGCACAGCGGCUCGUCGGAGGAGGUCGGCCUGGUCCCAGACGUGAUGUGCGGCCGCGGCGGGAGCGUGACCGGCGGCGUCAUCGAGCUCGACUUCGCGCAGUCGAAGGCGGCCUACCUACCUUACGCUGCUGCAACUCCUACCCACAGUGUGUCGUCUUUGGACGUGGGUGCGGUGCCGGAGCGCAGUGACGGGGUCAUGGCGGGCAGGGUCGCGACAACGCCGGCGGCGGCCGCGGAGAGCAGGGAGGCGCGGCUGAUGCGGUACCGUGAGAAACGGAAGAACCGGCGGUUCGAGAAGACGAUCCGCUACGCGUCCCGGAAGGCCUACGCGGAGUCGCGCCCGCGCAUCAAGGGCCGCUUCGCGAAGCGCGCGGACGACAACGACGCCGACUUCGACGCGGCUGCCGCGGCGCCGGCGUGGUCGUCGCAGCAGCAGCCAUCCUACCCCUACGUGCUCGACUUCGCCGCCGGCUACGGCGUCGUGCCCACAUUCUGA